AUGGAAGAGCAUCAGAAGAUGCCGGCCGUGGAGGAUGUAACGAUUUCACCCUCCUCCGAAAAAGAAACCGGCCCCCCACUCUCACCGUCAGCGACAUCGCCCGCGAAAUCACUGCCGUCCUACCGACCCGGUUCGAAGGGAACCAUGACCGAAUCAUCGACUCCUCUCGGGCAAGUAAACGCCGCUCGACGCGGCGCAGGACCGCCCCCGCGGCCGAUCGCAUCUCUGGGUGGCCAGUCUGGUAGUUUGAAUCAAGACAUAAUGGCUAGAAUGAAGGCGUUUUCUCUGUCAAGGCAAGGCGCUCCGGCUGGUCUCCCACAGACUACAUCUUCUGGAGGCAUUCCAGCGUCGACACCAGGAACAGCCCCUUCCAAUGGGGUUGGGAGCCCUGCCCACGCGUCUCCUCACGCAGUGCCAGUUGGCGCUUUCACUGGAGGGCUGGCAGGACGGCUGCCCCCAGGCGGACGACCGCAGCCUCCAAAUUGGUCAUCUGCCCCGACUGUUCCCUCCACAAGCCCUCGGCCAGGUGGGCUGGCCGCCAAACGACUAAAGCCGGGCCUAAAGCUCUCAGAUGCUACCGCACCGUCGCCGGCCACGAGUACAUCGAUAGCAACAAGCGACAGUAGUGCCCGGGGAUCUGACGGCGCAACCGAGUCUGCCUUUAGCAAAUAUUCUGAAUUUAUCGAUACCAAAGCGGGUACCCUCAAUUUUAAGAACAAGGCGGUCAUUCACGGAAAUGGAAUCGAGUUCUCGUCCGGCCAGAGUUUCAGCAUAUCGUUGGAUGAAGUAGAUCGAUUAGAUGAGCUAGGGAAGGGAAACUAUGGCACUGUAUACAAAGUGCGACAUAGUCGGCCGCAUCUACGAAAACCAGGGCUUGGUCUGUCUGGGAUCGUGAGCCGACCAGCUGCGCCAAACGAUGGGUCAUCUCCCGUCCUGAAGCCUAACGACAACCUCACUGGAGUCGUUAUGGCUAUGAAAGAGAUUCGGCUAGAGCUGGACGAGAAGAAAUUGACUCAGAUCAUCAUGGAGUUGGACAUUCUUCAUCGAUGUGUAUCUCCUUUUAUCAUUGACUUUUACGGCGCCUUUUUCCAAGAAGGCGCGGUCUACAUGUGUGUGGAGUAUAUGGACGGAGGAUCUGUCGACAGGUUAUACAACGGCGGCAUCCCCGAGGAUGUUCUACGGAAAGUGACUCUUUCCACUAUCAUGGGUUUGAAGACCCUCAAAGAUGAUCACAACAUCAUCCAUCGUGAUGUCAAGCCGACCAAUAUUCUGGCCAACACAAGAGGGCAGGUCAAGAUUUGCGAUUUCGGAGUGAGCGGAAACCUGGUCGCAAGUAUUGCGAAAACGAACAUUGGAUGCCAAAGUUACAUGGCUCCGGAGCGAAUAGCUGGUGGAGGCAUGCAGCAAGCUGGAGCUACUGGCGGAGGAACGUACAGUGUACAGAGCGACAUUUGGAGUCUAGGCUUAUCGGUGAUUGAAUGCGCAAAGGGAAGAUAUCCAUAUCCUCCCGAGACUUACAACAAUAUUUUCAGUCAACUUCAUGAAAUUGUCCAUGGAGAACCCCCAACUCUACCCGACGAGUUUUCCGACAACGCAAAGUCAUUUGUCCGUGCUUGUUUACACAAGAACCCUAACAGUCGGCCAAACUACGCGCAAUUACUUCGAUAUCCGUGGUUGACUUCAUUGUUGGAGCCACCUCCAUCCCCCAGCCUCGAGCAAAAUGGCUCCUUGGACGAGUCAACUAAAGCAUAUCCCCAGCUUUUGCUUAAUGAAACCGAAGACCCCGAAGUGGCUACAUGGGUAUCUGGAGCUCUUGAACGUCGUCUUCAUAACAUUAUGGGCUCUCUUGAAAAGCCAGCGCUCCAUACGGUGGCGCUGGAUGCCGUUGGUGGAAGUCCUCUGCUGGAAGAUCCAUCAACGCUCCCACCCAUUAUGUGA
Messenger RNA from Talaromyces marneffei, 1938 nucleotides. RefSeq lists its product as uncharacterized. The transcript has 2 exons. NCBI's taxonomy places the organism in Eukaryota, Fungi, Ascomycota, Eurotiomycetes, Eurotiales, Trichocomaceae. The coding region runs from base 1 to 1938 and encodes 645 amino acids. Gene Ontology annotation, molecular function: ATP binding; MAP kinase kinase activity. The record is from RefSeq and is a predicted model, not a curated record. Gene Ontology annotation, biological process: protein phosphorylation; cellular hyperosmotic response; MAPK cascade.